Paramecium octaurelia is the source of this 466-nucleotide messenger RNA. The record is from the annotation of a GenBank genome assembly. Lineage: Eukaryota; Ciliophora; Oligohymenophorea; Peniculida; Parameciidae.
AUGACAGCCCUAAAAUUUACUGGAAAAAUCUAAGGAAAGGUAGUGUAAUAUCUGUUAGACUCCAUUUGUUACUCAGGACAAGCAUGUAGUGAGAAAAAUUUCCUGUUUACUAAACUCUCAGAUCAUGCAAGAAUUAGCUGUCAACUAAAUCUAUUAGGAGUUUAAAAUCAGAAGGAACAUAGGAUUAGCUGGAGUAUGAUGAAUGCUUAUAACCUUAAUUAAGAAGCAGCAUUAAAAUGUAAUGAUUUUAAACAUGUUACAACUAGGUAAGAUAUAAUCUAAGAAAGCGACAAGUAAUUAAAAAGAUUACCUCUUCGAGCUAAAGGAAAAUGAACGAUUGAAUUAUGAAAUUGCUUACAUUUUUUAAUCAACCAAACUCCAUGUAGGCCUUCCAAAAUACAAAAAGAAUGGCAACUCAUCAUUCUUCAAAAAAGGAAGUUGGCAUCUCUAGAUGCUUCAAGCAUGA